AUGCCCGUCACUGGCGCAUCCGGCACAUGGCUUGGGCCGUUGACCACGGCCUGGUCCAUCCCCGAUAGCUGCAGCCUCCAUGUCGUCGGCUGCGAAACUUGCGACGGGGCGUUCAGGGGACAACAAUGCGCAAUAAAGGACGAGAAAGCGGCUCCAAUGGACAAUACGAGCUGUUGGCCUCCUGUCAGACGAGGGGCCGGGACACCAGCCGCCCCUUUCGCGGGAUGGGGCUUCUACUCCCCCGGUCUGGCGUGUCCGACAGGCUAUACAUCGGCCUGCACGGCGGAAUAUGGCAGGCGACAGGACUGGGACCUGCAGUUCACCUUGGUAGAAGGCGAGACGGCAGUUGGGUGUUGCCCCACUGGCUUCAAGUGCACGAACCUCAACGGCAACACGUGUAUAGCGACGGAAACCGGCGUGACGGUCAGCACCGCCAGGUGUUCCGGGACAGACAUGGUCAACUUCGGCACGAGCACCUACCCGGUCUUUGUCGACUUUACGACAACCGUGACCGAAGACACCGAGACCGGCGGACGAGGCACGACCGCGCUGCCGACCACGGCGCAGGUGGUUUUGCUAGCCCAGAUGUUUCAGCUGAAUUAUCAGUCGUCAGAUCUCGCACUGGCAUCCAGCACAACACCGCCCACGACACAAUCCUCGGCCUCGGAGACCGCAUUCUCGAGCGCUUCGGAGUCGGCCGACUCGGGCUCUGCCUCCGACUCCUCCCCACCAGCCGCGGAAGAAGGCGGGCUUUCAACGGGCGCGGUAGUUGGAAUCGCCGUCGGUGCGGCGCUGGCGGGCAUCCUGCUGGGCGUGCUGGCGAUAAUAAUGUGUAUGAGGAAUAGGAAGAGGAAGAGAGCGGAGGGGGCAGCGUGGCAGGACACGCAAGCGGCGGAACAAUCGCACGACGACUACAAGUACACGGUGGAAAUGCCGCCCGGCGCGGACCAGCAGGGCUAUUCCGGGGUGGCGAACCAACCGCACUACCAACCGCAGUACGCCGAGAUGUCCAACCCGGGGGUAUAA
This is a messenger RNA of Chaetomium fimeti, 1026 nucleotides long. RefSeq lists its product as uncharacterized. The record is from RefSeq and is a predicted model, not a curated record. NCBI's taxonomy places the organism in Eukaryota, Fungi, Ascomycota, Sordariomycetes, Sordariales, Chaetomiaceae. The transcript is spliced from 3 exons. The coding region runs from base 1 to 1026 and encodes 341 amino acids.